Messenger RNA from Fusarium odoratissimum NRRL 54006, 5585 nucleotides. RefSeq names its product WEE/WEE-UNCLASSIFIED protein kinase. The transcript is spliced from 2 exons. Lineage: Eukaryota; Fungi; Ascomycota; Sordariomycetes; Hypocreales; Nectriaceae. Gene Ontology annotation, molecular function: protein kinase activity; ATP binding. The record is from RefSeq and is a predicted model, not a curated record. The coding region runs from base 1252 to 4704 and encodes 1150 amino acids. Gene Ontology annotation, biological process: protein phosphorylation.
GCGGACCCUCUCUUCCAACCACUCCAGGCGGUCUUGUCCAUCCUCUUUCUUGCGCGCCCGCCCUUCCCUCUCAUCCCAUCCUGUCCUAUUUCUCACUAGUAUUUUGUCACACCCUCUGGGUCUUUUUUACUUGCAAGUCAACUCUCGUCUGCACCAACUUUCCAACACAGACACCAAGAAAGCCCAGACGAGUGCAUACCAGCCUGACUUGCCACUACCAUUCGUUGUCCUUUCGACCUGAUAUUCUGAGUCACCAGACCCCAGUUGGAGUAUCCACGUUCUGCCCUGAGGAAGGGUUCUUGGGUUUCAACGCAGCCACACGAGGGGUAUUGUACACGACGGGGCAGCAUAGUAUUAUUGCUCUGAACUCUGCUGGUUGUGGAUUCAAACAAACCACAAAAACAAAGACUGGAUGAGCAAGAGCAAAGUAAAGCAGAGACAAGACCGGACGACAACUGCAGGGACAAUUUGCUUUUCAUUAGCCUCUUCUUUACAACUUCUUAGUUUGUGUCAGGAUCAGUAGCCCAUGCCCGUUCACGAGCGCCAUGGUCCAACUGCCACACCCUAACUACUAGUUCACCUACCUAACUCUCUUGUCUUCCCGUUCGCCUCUUCAACCCGCCCACCCCCAACCCGGACGUCCAUCUUCUACGAAACACGACACCACCACCACCUGCAGCACGACUACUCCUACAACUGCUUAGCAGUUCCAACUUCUACCAACUUUCCUCCUCUACUCAACCUCACUUUUUCUUUUGUCGACAAUCACUCAUAUUUGCUCAACCCUCAACGCGAACUCACGUCGACCCACUCUUAUCUAAGGUAUCUAUCUAGCUGCCUUGUCGACGACAUCACCAUUCGGGCACUUAAACGGAAGCCUACACUCAACGCACUUCUGCCUUCUGCCUCCUCACUUUAGUGUCUGAUUUACCUUCAGUUGUCGAGUCAUGAUAUGACCUUCGACAUCCGAGUGAGACUGGCAUAGCUUUUUGCGAUUUGUUGGGCAUCGCGUCGAGCUGCUUCUCACAUCUUCGACUUGGCCAUUUCACGCAACACCGUUAACGGCUUGCACAUUUGGCUCACCAACGUCCGCAACCUUUAUUUCUCCCUACUGCAUUCUUCACCGGUCACUGUAUCUCGCACCAGCAAUAAUAUCGAUAAGGCCUAGUUAUUCAACUGUUUAUAUCCAUUAGCCUUACUGCGUCAUCUGCUCGCGCAUUACCGAAGCGCGCAGCACUUCACAACCUCACAAUGUCCUUCUCGAACAGCAGCGGUGGCACACUCGCCCUACCAUCACCAACCCACGCCCACCACAUCGACGUCACAUCGGCAGUUCGCACUCUCCGGCGCUCUAUUUCACGAUCACCUUCCAAGUUCUUGACGCGCUCCAACUCCCAAAACUCGCUGAGCCCCGAAAGCCCCCACCAAACCUCACCUCAAUCGCCUUGUCGUCGAUUUGGCGCAACACCGCAAAAUCAACAACUUCUACCGUCCCACACUCGCUCAGCACCUCCUCACAUCAACGGUGCCCCGCAUUCAACCGCCUUUACACCUUUCCGCCCCAGCGUUAGGCUUUCGUUGCGUUCCGCCAAGGCCGGUAAGACAUCGCCCUCGAGACCGUUGACACGAGCACGCGCAUCUCCCAAGAGCCCUCUGAAGAGGGCACUCAACAUGGCUCCCGAUAGCGGCAACUCACUACCUGCGAUACCUUUGGCUUCGGUUAUUGAUGCAUCAGGGCAAGAGAACAACGCUCUGGGAGCUACAAGCCCCAUCUCUGUCAGUCCCGUCAAGCGGCGCAGCCUCACUCUCGACGUCGCUGAAUCUUCGCCGACAUCAUUUCUCAAGUCUCUUGAUUCCAACAAUGAUGGCCAGAUGGUCACAAACAACGGGUCAUUAAAGCGCAGCGACGCAACCAUGAAUCUGGACCAACCGAGCCAGGGAAGCCCGGUGGCUAAGCGACGGAGCUUGCAUGGAAUAUCGGGGCUGGGCCAGAACGAGGACCAAAAUAUCUUUGGCGCCAACACGACAUCUUCACAGAGCUUCUAUAUACAUGAAGACUCAUCUACCGAGUAUGAGAUUGCGGGUACUAGCGGAUCACCGUUCCGCGAUCCUGUUCCCUCACCAACACCUGCGACGACAAAUGUUCCUAAGAGGUCAUCGUCCCUACGUAAGUCAACUCUACAACAAAGAUAUGGGGAGCGAGGAUCUUGGGGAAGACGAUCCGGUGAACGACAGCUGGCUCAGAUGAGCUCCGAAUAUUCUCCUGUCCGAAGUCGACCUCGCCUUUCUCUGGACCAAUUUGUUCCUCCUCCCGUGCCUCAAGAGAGUCCCUUUGUUUCUACAACGCCGACCUCGAAACCACCACCCACUACUUUCUUUGGCGACAAGGCCCAUCAACCACAUCCUCUAUCGAAGACACUGACGACAUCGUCUUCAGGAAACAGCCUAACCGAGGAAGCACCUAUUUAUGCUCCCGUGGCCCGGAUGCCAGAUCGACCCAGACCUCACCUUUUCUCACGAUCUCUACCUCUCAAUGCGACACGACCUACUCGCCCAAAUGAUAUGUCCAAGGCCAUGGCGACACCCAGCAACUCGCAGCUGUGGGUGGGCGCUUUCAACUCUACUGGACUUAUUUCCAAGGUCAACCGAAACCCCGAAGAGGAUGCCGACAAGAAGAUGGCCCCUCCCGAUACACCAUGCAAGAAGCACUCUAACCCGUUCGCUACUUUCCCUCCACCGGCCGGGAGUGCCAUGAAGAAGAGGGGUAACAACCGGAAUUCUUUUGGCGGUCUCCCUUCCACCCCAUUUGGUAACAGCACAGGUCCCAACAGUUUUGGUAGGCCAGGAAAGGGCAUGUCGAUAUUCCAGCGUGGCAGUGCUUCUAGGAGUGCACGUCGCGGUAGUGUCCUUAGCCUGGAUGGUGACGAGCACAAGCUCUUUGGUGAAACGAUUGACUUUUCGACACCCAUGGAAGGCGACGCUCCUCCUACUCCAACCAAGAACACUUUGACUCCCAGCCUUAGCAAGGUCAGCGAGUACUCAUUUGAGAGUCCCCAUGAUAACCAUAGCCCAACUGCCAACCGAACAUUACACUCUACUACUCCGGUCCUCGGCACCUCUAUCCCUCGAGAAGCAACUUGUAAGUCGGAAGUCCCAACAACGGACGGACCAGCUGGAACAGUCGACAAUUCAAGUCGGCUUACCGAUGCUGGACGUCUGUAUUCCCCAUCUUCGCAUCUGCCUCUAUCUUCGUUUGGCCGUUCCAGGGCUCGACGAGGAUUACACUCUCCUUCUCCACUAAGCACAGUUUCUUUGAGUCAUCCCCUCAGUUCUCCUCAUGAGACAUUUACUAAAUCGAAACUCUGUGAAUCAGCCAGCCCCCUUGAUGGACGACGAACACCGCAAACGCCACGUGAGAGUUUGCUGCCUCUCGACACCAGCCGAUUGUCUAUUUCUCAGAUUGGCGAUGGCUUCUCUGAUAACAUGCCACCUCCCGUCACCCCAACAGCAGGACGGGACUUGCGAUCAUCUACCAGCCUCCUUGUUACUCCUGUGAACGCCCGUACUAGUAACAUUGACAUUGACGCAAGCCUAUCCUCCCGAUUUGACAAAGUGGAGCAGAUUGGAAAGGGUGAAUUCUCUGUCGUCUAUCGUGUCACUCAGGCGGACCAUCAAAUGACAUUUGGCAACCUCAGUACAACCCCGACAACAAGCCCCACCAAGGGUAGAGUCUAUGCUGUAAAGAAGAGCAAGCAUGCGUUUCAGGGACCAAAGGACCGGGAUACGAAGGUCCGAGAGGCCGAGAUCUUGAGGACUCUUAGCUUCUCUGAGCAUGUGGUCCAGUACUUCGAUCAUUGGGACUACAAUAACCAUCUCUAUAUCCAAACAGAGUACUGCGAAGAGGGUACCCUCGACAAGUUCCUGGGCACUGUUGGACGAGGUGGACGACUAGAUGACUUUCGCAUCUUCAAGAUCCUCCAGGACCUGUGCUUGGGCCUGAAGGAUAUCCAUGAUUCAGGUUUCAUGCACCUGGAUCUCAAGCCGGCCAACAUUCUUGUUACGUUCGAAGGUGUUCUCAAGAUUGGUGACUUCGGCCUAGCCCAAUCCUGUUCAUCUGCCGAAGGCGUGGACGUUGAGGGCGAUCGUGAGUACAUGGCCCCUGAGAUGCUCAAGGGCAAAUCCUGCCAGUCCGCCGACGUCUUCUCUCUUGGCCUCAUCAUUCUUGAGACAGCCGCCAACGUUGUCCUACCUGACAACGGACCGACGUGGAUCGCCCUCCGCUCUGGAGAUCUUUCCGAAGUGCCAAGUCUCACCUGGAAUCCCUCUAUUGAGGUCCAGCGAGAUGCCACUGGUAACCCUACCGAGAUAAUGCAUAGCGAUGAUUUCACAAGUGGCAAGACCCACGACCCAAGCAACUUGUUUGGCCCAUCCAAGCGAUCGGAACUACUUCAACCUCCCGAGUUUAUGGUUAAUGCCACCCACAGCAGUUCUCUCGAUUUGAUUGUACGAUGGAUGACAGCUCAAGAACCCAGUGAGCGACCAACUGUGCAUCAGGUUCUGGAACUUGAGGGCCUGCAGUGGGUUGGCCAUCACCGCGCCGCACCGGCAACUGUUUAUGAAGGAAACUGGGGACCCGAUGAGGAGUUGAUCCCUAUUUCCAUCGCAGAGGGUGGUGACAGUGACACAGAGAUGACCGACGUCUAGAGGGAAUUACCUGGUUGCAUUUCACUCUGGAUAGCACUGGAGGUCUACUGAGAAGGAGCUUUUUGCGAUUUCUAUAAGGGAAACACGCCUGAAUGAUGUUGGAGAACCUGGCUCGAACUAGGAUCAUAGCACUCACGACCAGGAGGAAUUAUGUGCUCUGACGACAUCUACAUUAUUUGCUACUACGACACGACACGAAUACCACGAGGAAUGGAAGCCAUUAGCGGGAGAUUUAUUCCCAUGGCGUUUUGUUGAGUUCUUUAUUCAACCUUUGAUUCGGAGGCUGUCGCUACCAGGCACGCCACGACUGUUCCCCGAACCGACCAUUUUUUUCAUUUGUCAACUUUUCUUUGUACGCCACAGGGAGCGAGAGCACGAUUUGAAGAAUGUGCCCCUCUUAGGAAGAUGGCUUGAAUAUUUUGCGUCUCAACAGCGAGACUGCGUGUACAAAAUACCCCGGAAAGCAUUAGACAUGCUGUGGCUACAGCGCAUAUUGGGUGGGAGUAAUAAUCAAAAGUUCCGGCAAACCUCUGCAGGAUUCAGCAGAGAGGGGCAACAGCACAGGACACAGCAUAUGGAGGAGCCAAAAAGAGACGGCUGUCUUUAAGAAAUGAUUGUAUCGAGUCAUUGGAAGGUGCAGGGUUUGCUACAUGAGACGCUGGAAUAUUGUAAAUUAUAGUAAUGGCUCUUUGAGCAAGCAUACAAGCAAGCAUGGUGGAAGGAUACUUUAGAAGCCCACUGCCGAAGCAAGGCAGAAUGGGAUGGAUUGAAAGGCCACUGGAUGGGGGAGCUUGAUCUGAUAGCUGCUGAUGAUUCUGACGACGAAAUGGCAUGAAUAUGAUACGAUCGAUUCACAAUCAACACUUCGCUUUGGCUGUGUA